This is a messenger RNA of Salarias fasciatus (jewelled blenny), 6793 nucleotides long. It is a transcript of the gene phldb1b, whose product is annotated as pleckstrin homology-like domain, family B, member 1b. Bases 96 to 4718 code for a protein of 1540 amino acids. The record is from RefSeq and is a predicted model, not a curated record. NCBI's taxonomy places the organism in Eukaryota, Metazoa, Chordata, Actinopteri, Blenniiformes, Blenniidae. The transcript has 24 exons. Gene Ontology annotation, cellular component: basal cortex. Gene Ontology annotation, molecular function: protein binding. Gene Ontology annotation, biological process: regulation of microtubule cytoskeleton organization.
GAGCCUGAGCUUCACACAAAGGGCUCAGAUCAGGACGUUUUAAAUGUAAAGAGUCAGUCAGAAAGUCACGGUGCAGCGCUCAGCCGGACAGGAGCAUGGACGCUCUGCGCUUACUGGACAACCGGAGAGAGGACCUUCAUGUGUCGCAGGACCAGGCAGACAUGGACCACCUCAACAGGAACACACAAGAGUGUGGACGGCAGACUCACCAGGUGCUUCAGAGCACGCCUCUGGACCUGAUCGAGACCGGGAAGGGGCUGAAGUUCCAGGCAGAGCGCCCCCAUCUGGUGAGCCUGGGGAGUGGCCGACUGAGCACUGCGAUCACCCUGCUGCCCCUACCCGAGGGUCGCACCACCCUGGGUCACGGCCCCAUGGACAUCAGCAUCCAGGGUCCCGGCGUGGCGGCGCAGCACUGCUUCAUCGAGAACCGCUCGGGGGUCAUCACCCUGCACCCCUGCGGGAACCUGUGCGCCGUGGACGGGCUCCAGGUCAAACAGCCCACCCGCCUGUCUCAGGGGUGCAUGCUGUGUUUUGGCCAGUCAGCCUUCUUUCGCUUCAACCACCCAGAGGAAGCCUUCAGGAUGAAGAGCAUGAUGCCCCACGGAGGAGCCGGCUCCACCGGGGACUACAGACUGUGUGCAGACUCUGAGAGUUUGGUCAAUGGGAAUCACCAGGCCAGCCCAGCCCAGUGUCCCCCCGCUCCUGGAGAGAGAGUCCAGUCUGAGCACAGCGCUAUUGUCAGCUCAAUUGAGAAGGAUCUCCAGGAGAUUAUGGACUCUCUAGUCAUGGAUGACCCCCAGCCUUCGUCCUCAGAGGCAAAGAAGCCUCCUGGAGGCCACAAUGUCGCCCACUCACCAUUGUCCCCCAUGGUCAAUGGAGGGGGGCGGUACCUGUUGUCCCCUCCUACCAGCCCGGGCGCCAUGUCCGUCGGGUCGAGCUACGAGAACACGUCCCCCCCUUUCUCCCCGCUUUCCUCCCCCUCAGCGGCCAGCAGUGGGAGUUUUACCAGCCCGUCUCCAAGUGGAGGACCCCAGGACCAGAGUUCUUCUCUGCCGCCAGUGCCUGUACGCUCCUCUAGCUACAACUUCACCGCCCAGCCUCCACCUGUGCCCCAGCCACGGACCAUACUGCCUAACUUCAGCGGUAGUGGGGCGGGACCGAAGGUCCAGGAAAGCCCCCGGCUGCAGAGGAAGGUCUUAACGGAGGCUCCUCCGAGCCCCAAGCCCAGUCGCAGAGGACUGGGCCAUGAUGGGUCUGAAAGCCCUCGACAGACCCCCCUUCUGUCCUCCAGUGAGUCUCUCAGUAGUAGAAAUAAUGUGCCAAGUAGCCCCAGACUCACUCCCAAGUUCCCCACCUGUCCAUCCCCGUCGCCUUCCAGUCCCAGGACCAAGACUGCCACGGUGCUCCAGGAAAGGCCUGCCAGCCCCUUCAGAGAGCAGACCAGUCUCGCCGACUGCUCGCUUAGCUCCAGCCCCUCCAGGCAACUUUCCCAACCUACCCGAGCCUUCCAGCCCCCCCUGGACCCCAUCGUCCACAUUAUCCAAGGAUCGCCGCUGCAGCAGCACCCACGCUCGCUGCAGCCCCCCGAGAGCCCCCGCAUGGCGCGGAGGAACAUGGAGCUGAAUGGCUGCGGCUCGGCGGCCAGUAGUAUGAGGGAGCUGCCCCCGCUGAGUCCCUCCAUGUCUCGGAGAGGCAUUCCAGUUCUACCAGGAGCUUUACCAGGGACCAUCCCCGCACUGAGGACUCCAGACAGCCCCUCAGGCCUGGGUAAGCUUGUUCCCGAGAGCCCCAGGCUUCGGCGCAAGACGGGAUCUUCAUCGGAGGAACCGACCUGCAGCAGAGGGAUGCGAGCUCGCAGCCCAUCGCCUACCUCGAUGAUGAUGGAGGGUAAUGGCGGCGGCGUGGGGGCUCGGAAGGCCAGUUUUGGGAAUUCCCUGUCGCCCGCCUACAGCCUGGGUUCCCUGCCGGGCUCGUCUCCGGUGGCGAGUCCCCGGACUCACAGGAAGAUGUCCGCCGGACGGCCCCACCCCGGGAUGAGGGAGAGGAAGAACAGCAUCACGGAGAUCAGCGACAAUGAGGACGAGCUGCUGGAGUACCACCGGCGACAGAGAGAGGAGAGACUUCGAGAGCAGGAGAUGGAGAGACUGGAGAGACAGCGACUGGAGACCAUCCUCAACCUCUGUGCGGAGUACAACAAAGGAGAGAGCGUGGGCCCGGACGCCCAGGGCCCGGUGAGGGCGGGCUUCCCCGGGGGUCUGCCGGACGGCUCGGGACGGAGACCGUCCGUGGACAACCUGUUCGGGGGGCCGGCGUCCCCGGCGGCGCUGCGCCUGGCGCAGCGGCAGCGGGAGAGCGACGAGGAGAAUCUGAAGGAGGAGUGCAGCAGCACGGAGAGCACCCAUCACGAGGUGAGGGCGUCCUCGGCUCCCGGCGCGGCGGCGGCGGCGGCGCUGCUCAAUGGAGACCAGCAGCAUGAGGACUCGUCCAGCGCCGGCCGUCUGGAGCUCAGCUACCUGGAGGAUGAACGGGUCCGCGUUCUGGCUCGCAUCGACGAGCUCAAAUCCCGCCUGACGGAGCUAGAGCAGCAGCUGCAGGAGUCCAAGCAGGAGGCGGAGAUGGAGCGUGCCUUGCUGCAGGGCGAGAGGCAGGCCGAGCUGGACCAGAUCGAGUCUGAGACGGACAUCAUCGCUCAGCUGCAGCACAAGCUGGACGAGCUGGAGAGCGCCAUCCAGAGGGAGAAGGACAAGGAGAGGGCUAAUGUUGAGGCCGAGCGCCGGGCCCUGCAGAGCCUCCAGGAGGGCUACGCUGAGCUGAAGAACCAGCUCCAUAACUGCCCCGAGUCCCUGCGGGAGCACUUGCAGGAACAGCUCAAGAGGGAUGGAGAGGCCCUGGAGGCGGGCACCAAGAAGUUCGAGGACCUGGAGUUCCAGCAGCUGGAGAGGGAGAGCAGCCUGGAGGAGGAGCGGGAAACCAUCAGCCAGCAGCUGGUCCAGGAGAGAGCCGAGUACCACUGCAGCGUGGCGAAGAGGAAGGAGAAGGUGUCUGCGCUGGAGAGCCAGGCCAGCCAGCUGGGUCUGCAGGCGUCGCAGGAGUGUGAGCGGCUGGCCAAGGACAGGACGCUCACGCUGCAGAUGCUCCAGAAGGAGAAGGAGAGGCUGACCGCCCUGGAGAAGAGGUACCACAGCCUGACGGGAGGAAAGGGCUUCCCCAAGUCUUCCACCGCCAUGAGGGAGGAAGUGCUCCACUGGGGCGAGGCCGACCUGUUGCUGGAGGACGUCCUCUCCUCCCAGCUCUCCCUCUGCCCAGCCUCUCCUCCAUACUUACAUCCCUCCCUUUCCUGUCGGUUGUACCCCAGCAGCCCGACGGAGGAGAACAACAAGAUGUUGGGCGGAUGCCACCAGAGCAGCAAAGCCAACUCUCAGGGCCGCUCGUUUGCCAUAGACGCUGCGUUAUCCGGCGCCCGCGAGGUGUUUCGGUCCAAACUGGACAGCGAUCCCGGCCUCAAACCCGGCUCCUCGUCUCCUCUGCAGCUGGGAGCGGCGACGCUGGGACGCAACAGCAGCUCCAAGAGCCCCCUGCUGACUGUGGGCAGUACUGGAAGCCUGCCCAGGAAUCUGGCUGCCACCCUGCAGGACAUCGAGACCAAGCGUCAGCUGGCUCUGCAGCAGAAAGAGCUCCAGACGAUCAGGCAGAUCACCAUAGAGGAAUUCCCAGCAGGCCAGCAGGUGAUCGACGAGCAGCGCCGCCGCCUGGCCGAGCUGAAGCAGCGCGCCGCCGCCGAGGCGCAGUGCCAGUGGGAGGCGCUGCACGGCUCGCAGCCCCACCUCCUGGCCUCGUCCUCGCCGUCGCCCUCCUACUCGCCCGUCAUGGCCUACAGCCCGGCGCCGCUGGUGCACCACUCCAUCCUGCACCACCAGCCGCCGCCCGGCGGGGAGCAGCCCUACGACACCCUGAGCCUGGAGAGCUCCGACAGCAUGGACACCAGCAUCUCCACCGGGAACAACUCCGCCUGCUCCCCCGACAACAUGUCCAGUGCCGGAGGAGCCGACGCUCUGAAGAUCGAAGAGAUGGAGAAAAUGCUGAAGGAGGCGCAGCUGGAGAAAGCCAGGCUCAUCGAGUCCCGGGAGCGAGAGAGCCUGGCUCGCCGUCAGAUGCUGGAGGAGGAGAGGCGGAGGAGGGAGGAGGCCGAGAAGAGGCUGCAGGACGAAACUUUCCACCGACAGCAGCUCGUGGAGAAGGAGGUCAAGCUGAGGGCCAAGAACUUCUCCCAGGCUCGCCCCAUGACCAGGUACCUGCCCAUCCGGAAGGAGGAGUUCGACCUGCGCUCGCACGUGGAGUCGUCGGGCCACAGCGUGGAGACGUGCUACAACGUCAUCCUCACCGAGAAGAUGUGCAAGGGCUACCUGGUGAAGAUGGGCGGCAAGAUCAAGUCCUGGAAGAAGCGCUGGUUCGUCUUCGACCGCCUCAAGCGGACCUUCUCCUACUACGUGGACAAACACGAGACCAAGCUGAAGGGGGUCAUCUACUUCCAGGCCAUCGAGGAGGUUUACUACGACCACCUGCGCAGCGCCUCAAAGAGUCCGAACCCGUCGCUGACGUUCUGCGUGAAGACCCACGACCGGCUCUACUACAUGGUGGCGCCGUCGGCGGAGGCCAUGAGGAUCUGGAUGGACGUGAUCGUGACGGGGGCGGAGGGAUACACUCAGUUCAUGAACUGACGGCUCGCCUCGCUCCAUUCAGCUCGGAUCUCCUCACUCUGGUUUUUGUUUUUUUUUUUUUUUGUUUUUUUAAUGUGUUCGGAUUGAAAAAGGGAGCCUUCACGGAACACACACUCUCGUGUAUAUAAACCAAAAUGACUUUACAAAGCCUUUCUAUAUUGCCAAAUGGAGAUCUUGUAGUUACUGUUUGAAUCUUUUUGUAUUAUUUGUUUCUUUUUUCUUUUCUUUUUUUACUGCUAGCGAAAAAAUUUGCCAAAUGACAUCAAGCCAAUGUUUUUAUUUGAUUGUUCCAUCACGCCGUUUUGACACAAGUCUGCAGUCGAAGGUUCCAAUCGUUGUGGAAAUCAAUGAGAAAAGACAAGAGAGCGAAGGAUGGGAGUCGCUGCUGCUCACCCCGCGCUCCCUCACUCGGCAAGGCAAGGCGAGGCGCGCCGUACGUCUGGAGUCGCUCGUUAGCGACGCUAGCUCUCGCCGUCUGUCAGCAACACUCAGAUCGGCCCGUCGAACACUGAGCAGGAAGACGUCCAGCCCCAAAGCUGCUAGCAGCACACCCAGAAACAAGCUAGCUUAGACCGGAUAACUUGCAAUUUUAGCCGCUUGGUCUCCUUUAGGUUUCCAAAAACUUUGUUUUAGCAUGUUUUAAUAUGUUCUGUUAACUUUGGUUCCAUUUUUAAAUCCACAGCUCCAGCAUUGUUGGCCUGGCUAACAUGUUUAGCAACAGUUUUAGCCUCUUGACGCAGAUUAUCUAUUAAUCAAAGCUCCCUCAUCCACCCUUCUGCAGGAAGAACUAAAGAUAAAGAAAGCAGCAGACAACAGGAGUCGUGCUAAAAGCGGCUAAAGCGAGCGCCGACGUCUUCAUGCAGUAUUAAAGUGAUGCUGAAGCGUCUUGAGUGGCUCCUCCCGCACGGCGGCGUCUUGUUUUGACAGAUGAAGCAGAAUGACGGAGGAGGCUGACGGAGUCUCUCUUCUUCUCCGGCUCCUGUCAGGCGCUUGUGAAAAGCCGGCCGUCUGACAGCUUCGGCGCUGGACUUGUGAGACCACAGGGUUGGAGCCGGCGCCGCCGUCCGCCUGCAUUACUGCCCCGGUUUGAGCGGAGGAGAGACCCGCGGCCCUGCCUCUGCAUCGCGGCGUCAGUCUGUCAGUCGUGGUUCUGACCUCUGCGUUAGAUAACGGCGCCACGCGAGCGCCCGGGUACUAGCAGGUACAGAGCCACGCCGCCGCGUUACCGUGGAGCCCCAGCAGGGGGCGCCCCGACCGCCACGUGGGUUCAACGCUAACCCCACUCGGAACUGUGCCUUGACUACGAGUUCGAUUCCACUUUUCCUGAGCUCUGCGGCUCGUGGACACGUCAGCAGGACGCUUUACUCGGAAUGCGUCACGAACACGUUCUGUUUCUUUUUGGAUCGUCGACUGUUGCGUUCAGGCUCUGUGAAACACCGGGUUCACUGCACUGUGAGAAGAAGCUAUUGAUCAAUUGGAAAAAAAACCAUUAAAAUGUGGUUUGAUGUUGCAUUGAAUUAUGGGAAAUGUAGUUCUCACUUAAAUCAGCUCCUGAAAGUCAAAAAACUGAUUUUGCUGUGACUCACUACACCACCUAGUGGUACAAAUGAGUAGUACAACCGUUAUAAUGAAUUUGUUACGUUUAACUUUAGACCAGUGGUUCCCAACCUGAGGUCUGGGACCCCUGUUGUGGACAUGCCAGGUAUUAAAUUGACACUCUAAAGCAGGUGUGGGAGACUGGUUUCUGCAACACGAACAUUUCAGGCCUCAGACACGUGACAUCUCGUGUUUGUAAUUUGACACCAGCCUCCGGCAUAUUCCACCUGUCAGUCAGCUCGCCUUUUCUUUUUAGCGUUUUAAGCUAAAACACCCAGACUUUUAGCUCUGUUGCCUUUUAAUCAACCUCCAGCUUUAACAGUUUGACUUCAGUCGUGGACGAGGCGGCGGCGAGGCGGCGUGUGGAACCGCGGCGCCAUGUUAACGUGUGGCCGUGAUCAUGAUCGUUUCUGGUUGUGGUGCCUGAGAAAUCGUGAAAUGUUUACUGUUAUAAAAAAAAAAAAAAAAGUAGAGAACUA